Paracoccidioides lutzii Pb01 is the source of this 648-nucleotide messenger RNA. RefSeq lists its product as hypothetical. The transcript has 4 exons. The record is from RefSeq and is a predicted model, not a curated record. The coding region runs from base 1 to 648 and encodes 215 amino acids.
AUGUCUGCUUCUCCCAAGCACACAGUUGAGCUUGAGCUUGAAAAAGAUAUGUGGAAUCUCCUGGACACCGCCAAAUGCCACCCCAUCACUUUGGGCGGCUUUGUCCUAGAUCAUACCACCUUUAAGAGUGCGAGACAGGCCUCCCUUUACAGGCCAUUCUUUUGGCCAGCCCUUACCAUGGCAAUCGAUAUGCUUCUUCCAGGCAACAUCUCAGAUCCAGCGACCUUGUUGCAAGAUGUCUGUGGUCCUGGGCAAUCAAAUGACAAAGCUUUACGAACGAUCCUAUCGUUAAUCGGGAUCUACUGUCUUGACAGAGUACCACUUACAUCCCCCUGCGAUGACGUGCUCCCAGUCGUAAACCAACUAUACAAAACAAGCAGGAUGAUGGGAAGCGCAUCUGUGAGCUUAAACAUGAAUGUCAGCGCUGCGAUUGGGAUAGCGUGGUGCUUGAACUUAAUAUACACGCUAUUCGCAAACAACUCAGCAUGGCUCCAUCGCCCAGCCGUCAAGCUGUACCUGCGAAAAGCCUCCGCCUAUUUAGAACACGGAACUCUUUCUGAACCGCGGGAUGCUUAUGACGACAUGUCUAAAUUUCGGGACCUAUUGUCCAACUCUGGGGGUUGGCUGGAGGGUGAUGUUGGUCGCUAA